Messenger RNA from Micropterus dolomieu (smallmouth bass), 1485 nucleotides. It is a transcript of the gene fgf13b, whose product is annotated as fibroblast growth factor 13b. The transcript has 5 exons. Gene Ontology annotation, molecular function: growth factor activity; fibroblast growth factor receptor binding. The record is from RefSeq and is a predicted model, not a curated record. The coding region runs from base 167 to 775 and encodes 202 amino acids. Gene Ontology annotation, cellular component: cytoplasm. Gene Ontology annotation, biological process: fibroblast growth factor receptor signaling pathway; positive regulation of gene expression; animal organ morphogenesis. Lineage: Eukaryota; Metazoa; Chordata; Actinopteri; Centrarchiformes; Centrarchidae.
GCUGCUCAUUCAUCUCUUCAUCAUUCAUCACCCUCUGAAUAGUCUCCUCCUGGCAGUGGCUCAGGAAUAAUCCUGUUUGGCUACAUGACACCACAAAAAUCUCACAUAAAUGACUUCGUAUUGUCCUGUAGCAAAGUGUUGGAGCAGCAUUGGUCUUUGAUAGCAGAUGGAGAUAUCAGAAAACUGCUCCUACCAUCAUGUUACAUCUGUGCGCCACAAUGAGCCCCAGUUAAAGGGCAUUGUGACCAGGCUUUCCAGUCGUCAGGGCUUCCAGCUGCAGAUGCAGCCUGAUGGCACCAUUGAUGGAACCAAGGAUGAAGACAGCACCUAUGCUGUGUUCAACCUGAUCCCAGUGGGGCUUCGUGUGGUGGCCAUCCAGGGCGUCCAGACCAAACUCUAUUUGGCCAUGAACAACGAAGGCUUUCUCUACACCUCUGAACAUUUUACCCCGGAGUGUAAGUUCAAGGAGUCGGUGUUUGAGAACUACUAUGUCACCUACUCCUCCAUGCUGUACCGGCAGCAGGCCUCAGGUCGGGCCUGGUACCUGGGACUCAACAAGGAGGGUGGAAUCAUGAAGGGGAACCACGUCAAGAAGAACAAGGCAGCCGCACACUUCAUACCCAAACCGCUCAAAGUGGCCAUGUAUAGGGAGCCCUCCCUCCAUGACCUGACAGAACUCUCACGGUCAGGCAGCGGUACGCCAACCAAGAGUCGCAGCGCUUCGGCCCUACUAAAUGGCGGAGGGAAGUCGCCCAGCAACAAUGACUUAUCCUAGCCCCCCACCCCUCACACCUCACAUACAUACAAACACAAACACAAACACAAACACACACACACACACACAGAUCUCAGGCCGACAUGCCCACACAACAGGCUGGCGAGUGGUAGGAGGAGGCAAGGACAAAAUGAAGGAGGACAGGAAUGUGUUCUUCCACUUAACGGAGCCCACUGUGACUGACUGUGAUGUAAAUAAAUCAAGGACAAUCAAUCCAUCUGGCUCUGCUGUUCUGGUCUGCAGAGGGACAGGAUCUGUGAAUCUCUUCCCUUGACUACUCUUUCUGCUAUAUUAUAACUAGAGAGAUCAAGGGAGGAGAGAGAGAGAGAGAGAGAGAGAGAGAGAGAGAGAGAGAGAGAGAGAGAGAAAAGGAUGGAGAGAGUCAGUCAGUCAGUCACAAUGUCAGAUAAACAGACUGUUACAGAGAACCAAAGAGUCAAAGUGUUAACUAACUAUGUUAUUGCAGUGAAGAAGGAAAGUGGCUUGGAAGUUCCAGGGUGACAAAGGAAGGAAGUCUUUAUCUAUUCUACCGUACGCUAUGUUUACACAGAGCUCUUGGGGUUAAGUCAUAUUUUUAAAAAUAAUGAACGUAUUCCUUGUACACCUUGUGUAUGAGGACUGAUCAUUUGUUUGCAUGCAGGUGCGCCUGUGUGUGUGUGUGUGUGUGUGUGAGUGAGUGGCAAAGUAUAUGCUGUGCUUGAAGUAGGUGU